Phodopus roborovskii (desert hamster) is the source of this 2427-nucleotide messenger RNA. It is a transcript of the gene Larp6, whose product is annotated as La ribonucleoprotein 6, translational regulator. Gene Ontology annotation, molecular function: mRNA binding. Gene Ontology annotation, cellular component: nucleus. The record is from RefSeq and is a predicted model, not a curated record. Gene Ontology annotation, biological process: RNA processing. NCBI's taxonomy places the organism in Eukaryota, Metazoa, Chordata, Mammalia, Rodentia, Cricetidae. The transcript has 3 exons. The coding region runs from base 466 to 1941 and encodes 491 amino acids.
AGGACACACCCUAGCAUUAAGGUGGCUGUGCCAGAGAAACUAACGGUAGUGAUAGUGCUUUCUCUCACCUUGGCAGGUCUGUCAGGGAGACAAGCCUACAAGCCUGGGAUCUGUUGACUUGUGCCUGUCUCCACUAGUCCAGCCCAAAGCCAGAAACCAGCUGAGCGGUGUCUGUGAACGAGGCAGGGAGGAGGGAGCUGUGGGGCUGGAGCGCCAUCAGACAGGGACUGGGAGGGACUCGGUCUGGGAUUUACCCUGGGACAGGCCUGUGGAGCUGGGGAGUCAUCCCUGCGCGGGCGCUCAGGGCGGUGCCCGCGGUGCGGCGUGAGGCGGAUCGCGACCCCCGUCCCUCCCUGGGGCCGAGUCGCCGCUGCGCGCGCGCCACCCACGCGCGAUCGUUGCUAUCGCGGCCGCCUGGCUGGCUGGCCCGGCCUCGCUGCGCGCUGCGCGGGGACCCCGCCAGCCAUGGCCGAGCUCGGCGAUCAGACUUUGCCCGGGCCAGAGACCACGGUGCAGAUCCGUGUCGCCAUCCAGGAGGCCGAGGAUGUAGAGGAUCUGGAGGAGGACGAUGAAGGGACCCCAGCUCAGGCAGCGGGGGACGCAGCCCGGUACCUCAGUCCAGGCUGGGGCAGUGCCAGCGAGGAGGAGCCGAGCCGUGGGCACAGCGCCACGACAAGUGGCGGGGAGAAUGAGCGCGAGGAACUGGAGCCGGAGUGGAAGCCCCCGGAUGAGGAGCUCAUCAGGAAGCUGGUGGAUCAGAUCGAGUUCUACUUUUCAGACGAGAACCUGGAGAAGGAUGCCUUCCUGCUCAAGCACGUGCGCAGAAAUAAGCUGGGCUACGUGAGCGUCAAGCUGCUCACCUCCUUCAAAAAGGUGAAACACCUCACACGGGACUGGAGAACCACAGCACAUGCUUUGAAGUAUUCAGUCACCCUAGAGUUGAAUGAGGACCACCGGAAGGUUAGGAGAACCACCCCUGUGCCACUGUUCCCCAAUGAGAAUCUCCCCAGCAAGAUGCUGUUGGUGUAUGAUCUACACCUGUCCCCUAAACCCUGGUCCCUGGCCACGCCCCAGAAGAACGGAAGGGUGCAGGAGAAGGUGAUGGAACAUCUGCUCAAGCUCUUUGGGACUUUUGGAGUAAUUUCAUCGGUGCGGAUCCUCAAGCCUGGGAGAGAGCUGCCCCCUGACAUCCGGAGGAUCAGCAGCCGCUACAGCCAGGUGGGGACCCAGGAGUGUGCCAUAGUGGAGUUCGAGGAGGUAGAUGCGGCCAUUAAAGCCCAUGAAUUCAUGGUCACUGAAUCUCAGGGCAGGGACAACAUGAAAGCCGUCUUGAUUGGGAUGAAACCACCCAAAAAGAAACCUCUCAAAGACAGGAACCACGAUGAUGAGCCCACAGCAAGUACCCACCUAAGCAGGUCCCUGAACAAGAGAGUGGAAGAGCUUCAGUACAUGGGGGAUGAGUCUUCCGCCAACAGUUCCUCUGACCCCGAGAGCAAUCCCACCUCUCCUAUGGCUGGCCGGCGGCAUAUGUCCACCAACAAGCUCAGCCCUUCUGGCCACCAGAAUAUCUUUCUGAGCCCAAAUGCUUCGCCAUGCUCAAGCCCAUGGAGCAGCCCCUUGGCCCAGCGCAAGGGCGUCUCCAGAAAAUCGCCACUGGCUGAAGAAGGUAGACUGAACUUCAGCACCAGCCCUGAGAUCUUCCGGAAGUGCAUGGAUUAUUCUUCGGACAGCAGUGUCACUCCCUCCGGCAGCCCCUGGGUUCGCAGACGACGCCAAGCUGAGAUGGGGACACAGGAGAAAAGUCCAGGGGCAAGUCCCCUGCUGUCUCGGAAGAUGCAGACCGCAGAUGGGUUACCUGUAGGGGUGCUGAGGCUGCCCAGAGGCCCGGACAACACCAGGGGCUUCCAUGGUGGACAUGAGAGAAGCCGAAUCUGUACAUGAUAGCUUCUAUUUUUAAUACUGCCUCCACUGAAAACAAACUUUGUUUUCGAGGUCCUCACAAAUAGCUAGCAUGACAGAGAAUGGAAUUCAGUCCCCUUAGAAAGCUUUUGUAUCCAUGUAGACCUUGUAAUUUAUAUGUUUGUAAGGUAUACAAAUUGUCCUGUUUGCCAUGGUUUUAAGGCCAUCUUCUGGCUGGGAGCUCUUGCUCCCAGCAUGACCACUGUUUUGACAAUGCCUGGCAUGUGUGAGUGCGAUGGCUCUGAAGGCAGUGGGAUACAGGCUCUCUGGAAAGAUCUAGCAGUGAGUUUGUCUGUUGGGUCUGGCUUUUUCCUGCAAUGACUGAGCUGUCCUUGGCAGGCCAUGCAAGAGCUCCUCCUGAGACCUCUAGGGAGUUUUGCUCAAUGGCAAAUCCUUCAGCCAAUAGCAUGGUGUCUUAUAGGACUGAGUGUCUAUCUCCUGUCAAGUGAAUAAAUAAUAAAACACCCA